Daldinia caldariorum is the source of this 1565-nucleotide messenger RNA. RefSeq lists its product as uncharacterized. Bases 87 to 1271 code for a protein of 394 amino acids. Lineage: Eukaryota; Fungi; Ascomycota; Sordariomycetes; Xylariales; Hypoxylaceae. Gene Ontology annotation, molecular function: nucleic acid binding. The transcript has 3 exons. The record is from RefSeq and is a predicted model, not a curated record.
CACUGAAGUUUGGCCGUUUCAAUUGCCUUGUACUUUGUUUGACUUUGCGAUCGCGACGAAGUUUGAUCUAAGUCACGAUAGUCAUAAUGGGUCUUGCAGGCCCUAGGAAUCGGCGAAAGCUCCAGCACGAUCCAAACAAUACGAAAUGGAGCCGUGACGAGACGACCUUCGGCCAGAAAAUCCUGCGAGCGCAAGGUUGGGAGCCGGGAAAAUUCCUGGGAGCACAAAACUCGGCGCAUUCUCACCUACAUACAGCUGCAAGCGCCGCCCCAAUCAAUGUCCUUCUCAAAGACGAUACCCUGGGUCUAGGAGCGAAGCCUAAACACAAGCAGAACACCGAAUGCACCGGCCUCGACGUCUUUAAGGAUCUCCUCGGUAGACUGAACGGGAAGUCCGAAGAGUCAAUCGAAAAGGAAAGAAAGAUCAAGUCGGAGAUCAAGACUUGCUUGUACGUAGAGAGAAAGUAUGGUUCCAUGAGGUUUGUCAGUGGAGGACUCUUGGUUGGAGACCAGAUGGAGGGAUUGACCAGCACAACCACCAAAACUGAAACUACCGAAAAGGAUAUCAAAGAAGAGGAUAUCAAGAAUGAAGAUAUCAAGGAGGAACCUGUCAGCUCAUCGGAAGACGUUCCUGAUCUCCCUGCGAAGAAGCAGAAGAAGGAAAAGAAAUCCAAGAAAAGGAAAGCAGAAGACGUUGAAUCUGCAGAUGAACCCGACGCAACUCCCGAAAAGAAGCGAAAGAAGAAAUCAAAGGAUAAUAUCCCGCAAGACGACUCAACCGACAGCGUAGAAGCUGAAAGCUCCAGCAAGAAGAAGAAAUCUAAGAAGUCCAAACGAAAAGACACGGAAGAAUCGGAUACACUCGAGUCGGAGAGAAAGAAGAGCAAAAAAUCAAAGAAGAGUGCUGAGCGCGAAGUUGAAGGCGACAGUGCGCCGACCCCAUCAGAAGAGGCCCAAGUGGAAAAGUCUAAAUCGAAGAAGGAAAAGAAAGAGAAGAAAGAGAAGCACAAGAAGAAGGAUAAAAAGCGAAAAUCAUCAUCAGAUACGUCGAAUUCGUCAACAGAUGCAUCUACUUCGGCGGACACUUCAACUCCUGCGUCAGGGCCUACCUCUCAGACAAGUGGUGUGUCGACGCCUAAUGGAACAGGCACUUCAACUCCUCAAGCUUUUUCUAUACGGAAUUAUUCUCGAUCGCGCCAUAUCGCAUCGAAACGGAUGGCCAUAGCCGAUUUGCAGGCAAUGAACCAAAUUUUUAUGGUGAAACCGGUUUGAUAGAUAAAGUUAAGCGAUUGAUUAAUCGUAACUAGUGUUGUUGGUUGCAUAAGAGCGUCUGGGCCAUGAUACCCAUAAAUAUAUGAUUCAAUACGCCUCGAUUUAUAGGUAUAGAAGAGAUGAAUAAUACUUAAAUAAGCCUCAGUCAGAGAUAAUAGUUGCACAACUAAGUCAUAAUAGCGUGAACCCCUAAAGAAAAAAGAUUACCUACCUUAGGUACCUACCUAGGUAGGUACUCGACUAGAUUAGCAUCAUCUUACACUAGGGCUUACUUUCUAAUGAAGAUUUUAGUUA